UCAGACACUGCAUCAAAACUUGUCUUUUGUUAUAGAUUACUGCUAAGUGCAAACAAUGUAAUAUUUGAUCUUGAAUGGUGAUAAUUUUAUAAAAAAAUUGAACUUUGUUUAACAUUUAAUUGUUUUUUUAUGAAUUAUCCUUUGUAUGUCAAUCUCAGUAUUUACUUUUAUGUCAUUUUCUGAAUUUCUGCCACAAAUGUGGCAGAAAGGGGUUUCUGACAUGCCAGUUUUAACCGGUUUCUACCAGUGGUUUUAACCACCUCGGCAGAAGCUUGCCGGCCUUGAUUUAUUCCAAUAUUAAUGCAUUACAAAAACAUGUAUUCAACAUUUUUUAAAAACAUUUUAUAUGGUAUUUUCAGGUGGUACCUUGAGAAUAUUUGGAGAAGCUUUAAAUAAAGAUGUGCAUUACAAAACACUUUCUACAAAAGAUACUGCAUCCUAUGUGGUAAAAGAUAUAUUAAAUAAAUAUGGAUACGAUAAAGAUUUUAUGCAUUGUCUUGUACAAACUAUAGUAUCACAUCAUACAAAUGAUGGUCCUGAUCUUCAAAAUGGCGGUAUCAGAGAAUAUAUAUUGGAUGAUGAUGAUUGUCCUCUGAUGAUUCAGCAGCAGCAUAAUCGGAAUAAAGGUGCCUUAUCAUUUAAUGUUCGAAAACGACCUGCUGAUUACCAGUCUAGAAAAAGGAAAAAAAAAAGUCUAAGCCAACUAAAAAUGAUGGCAGGAUGAUACAAUUGAAAAACUACCCUACCUCCUUGAAUUGAAUUCUGGUACUUAUAUCAAAAAAUAAUAUCCUAAUUUAAGGUUUUUUUUUCUAAUGAAAGAAAUUGAUGUAGAUCCUUAUUCCUUAACAUUAUAAUUGUUUUUUGUG
This is a messenger RNA of Parasteatoda tepidariorum (common house spider), 866 nucleotides long. NCBI's taxonomy places the organism in Eukaryota, Metazoa, Arthropoda, Arachnida, Araneae, Theridiidae. The record is from RefSeq and is a predicted model, not a curated record.